Messenger RNA from Ruditapes philippinarum (Manila clam), 2381 nucleotides. Its product is annotated as leucine-rich repeat and coiled-coil domain-containing protein 1-like. The transcript is spliced from 13 exons. Gene Ontology annotation, cellular component: cytoplasm. The coding region runs from base 41 to 1339 and encodes 432 amino acids. The record is from RefSeq and is a predicted model, not a curated record. Lineage: Eukaryota; Metazoa; Mollusca; Bivalvia; Venerida; Veneridae.
AGAAGAAUUAAAGAGUAGAUACAGUCUAGGAAGUAAAGAGAUGCAGACUGCUGUACAAGAGGAAGUCAAGAGGAAUGAGAGAGAAUAUCAUCAACAAAUGAAACAACAACAAGAGAAGAUUGAGGAGUUGAGCAGACAGUACAAUAGUUUAGAGGAUGAGUUUAGACAAGCACUACAGAUAGAAUCUAGCAGAUUCCAGCAGCUGAAGGUUGCGUUUGAGACAGUCAGUGAAGAGAAUGCUUCCAACAAAGCAGCAUUAUUUGCUGCACAGAAAAAAGAUGAAAAAUCCAGUGAAAUGAUCUCAGAACUUACCUCUUAUGUCAAGGAACAGAAAGGGAGAAUUUCAGAAUUGUCCAAGGCUAAACAAGAGCAAGGGUCACAGUAUCGGGAGAGAGUAAAUGUUUUAGAAGCCCAUGUUGAAGAAGCGAGGAAACGCAUGAUUCAAUUUGAACUUCUCAAGCAGGAUAAUGUGAAGCUGAAGUCUCAGGUACAUGGAAUGGAGUCUGUCAUUGAGGGAUUGAGAGCAGAAAGAAAACUUUGGGAGCAAGAAUUAGCUCAACAAGGAGCAUCACUUGCACAAGAUCGAGGCACUUUGGAUGCUAAGCUCGAGGCACAGAAGUCUGAAAUAGCAAUGCUUAAGAAACAGUUAGAGCGGGAGACAGAUGGCCUGAAAAUUAAAACAAAGAUGUUAGAAGAUCAGACUGAAACAAUUAGAAAAUUGAAAGAGGGUGUAGAGGAGAGGGAUGAAGAAAUAAAAAAGUGCAGACAAGAAAAUUUGAAAAUUCAGAAAAGUCUUGAAGAGCAAUUGGCUGAGGAAAGAACUAAUAACCAGGAUACUCAGGAUAUGCUAGAAAGGCUCCGGGACAGGAAGGAAGACCUCAAACAGCAGUUAUCAGAGGUGCACAGUGAGCUUGAUGAUUCUAAAAGAGCACACAGUGUGUUAAAUAGCAGAUGGAAAGAGAAAUCGCAGCUGAUUGGUCAGUUAGAACAGCAAGUGAGAGAAAUGAAAGAGAACUGGGAGAAAAAGGAACAGAAACUGUCCCAAGAAAGAGACAAGGCAUUGCAUGCUGCGAAUUUAGCAAUAGAUCGACUGAAAAGUGCUGAUGACUCAUUCCGGAAACAGUUAGAAGACAAAGUGCAGGCGUACCAGGAUAAAAUUGCACAGGUUGAACGGGAAAAACAGAUAGAAAUAGAUCAGGCCUACAUGAGGGUAGCCGAAGUUGAAGAAGAAAUGAGAGAGUUACUAAGUGAGAAUCAGUCGUCAAAGAAAGCAAUGGAAGACAAAAUGAAACGUUUAACACAGGCUAUGACAGACCUGCAAACAGACUUAUAUCAAUGAAAACAUUUUCAAAAAGGAUAUAGCAUUGUUACAUAUUUUUGUCACUUGUAUUCUCAAAACUGUGAUAAUUUAACUUAAAAAUUCCUUGUCUGUUUUAAACUUCUGUGCGAUAGCAUUCAUUGAAACGUUUUGUUUCAGUUAUGUACAAUAAACUCCAAAAAGGUUAUGAAUAUAUUUUUGACGAACUUAUUACUUACUGUUAUUACUUGUUCAUCACACUUUUGUUAUAAUCAUGUUUAAGUGUCUGUAUUGCUUAAUAUGAACUGAUCAGGGAUAUUGCCAUUACCUUUUUUAAGCCAGGUGAGCACAACUACUCAGAGGUGGCUUAUUGAUAACAUGUCAUAUGUUGUUCAUCUUUAUCUACAAUUUUAACAUCAUCUCCUCAACUACAUGGUAUAUUUUUACAAUAGUCAAUUAAAUGGUUUCAGUCUAAUGCACAAGUAGGUCAAAGAGCGAAGAAUGUGUUUGGAAAAUAAAACAGAUAUUUCCAAUCUGCAAGCAUAGCUAUUUGGUAUUUAAGAUCACAUUUAGACCUCUACAAAAGUUGAAUAUAUCAUUCACCAAUGGUCAUAAUUUGCCCCUCCUGUGUUACAGAGUUAACGUAGCCUUGUAUAUUAAAAAUACGUUUGAAUUUUAUUGACUGAAACCGAACGCCAUAGAGCAUAGGUUGUUGGCAUGUAGCAUUGCCUUAUGGUAUUAUUCCAAAUUUAUUAUAUCCACGCAAGUGUCACUAAACCCUGGAUGACAUCUGGUGUAGUAAGGAAUUUAUAACCUCUUGUAAAUAAUGUCAUGUGAGCGAUCUAAGGCCAUCGUGUUACUAUUGUGGUUUUGGUUUGGUCGCAAUGAUGCCUGAAAUGAGAAUCUUGUUCAGAACUGUAAAGUUUAAUAUAUUUUCUUUUUGUUUGAAACUUUAAGAAGACAUUAUUUAUUUGUUUUGUAUUUAUGUAGGCGAGUAUUUUUUGUAAAUGUGUGAUAUUGCUUAUGAAACAUAUUUGUACAAUAUGACAAAGAAUAAAUUUAUUAAAUAAAAAUAUAUAGCAAU